Molecule: messenger RNA, 552 nt
Organism: Fusarium poae
Lineage: Eukaryota; Fungi; Ascomycota; Sordariomycetes; Hypocreales; Nectriaceae
Exons: 2
Coding region: 1-552 (183 amino acids)
Molecular function (GO): oxidoreductase activity
Source: RefSeq, a predicted model, not a curated record
AUGAAGCUUGCCAAUUUCUUCCUCUCCAUACUUCCUCUGGCAUCGGCCGCCAAGAGUAUCAACAAGCCCCGAACAGACAACGUUUCCCAACCUGCCACUUCAGAAGAAUGCUGCCCAUUCACCUACAAAGCAACAUGUACCAAGAAUCUCGAACGCAUGUAUCACAUCAAGCUCUUCUACAACCACAAAAAGGAUAUCACGCCUGAGGAAUUCAGCGCAUACUGGGCCCACAACCACACCAAGACCGCUGGAGACUUUCAUCUUCGUCAUGGUAUCUACAAGUAUUCUCAGUAUCACUCCACUCCUCAGUACCGCGACCUCGUGCGGGUCCCUGGUGCUGCUCCCGUACUCGAAUUCGACGGCGCCGCAGAAUUUUGGGUCCAGAAUAUGGAGACCUUUGCCGCUAUGGGAGCUGAUCCGUUUUACCGAGACGUGAUUCAGGCUGAUGAGCUUAAUUUUAUUGAUAUGGAGUCAAUGAGACUGAUUGUUGGUGUUGACUACAUCGUUGUUGAGAACCAGAACGCUGUUACGGAGCAUGGCCGAUCGUUUUGA